AUGGAUCAUUCCUACCCUUCUCUUUCUUCUCAUCACAAUUCCUAUGAUAUGAACGUGGACACAAACAUGGAGUUGGGCACUCACAACCCAUAUCAGCGUUUCCUGUCUCCCUCGCCCACCCGCUACUCGCUUGGGCACCAGCGUGCUACUUCCGUUCCGUCUGUCUACUACUCAGGCUUUCUUGAUGAUUCUCCUAUCGAAUCGCCCCGACGACCUAGAGAAAUUUCUCCUAGCUACAGUAGCACUUCUUCCCCCCGACAUUACCGCGGCCGACGUCACCCCGGAAGACACACGCGAGAUUCGCAACUUGUUAAUCCUGACAUCAUCGACCGUCUUGAUACCGCCACUGGGUAUCAGUACCACCACGAAGGUCCUUACGAUGCUGUCUAUCCAGAAAGAAACCACGACAGUCGUCAAAGCCCUCUCGAGGCCCUGAGAGAGUCAAAUGCAGAGGCCCUCAAGGCGACUCCUUAUCACAAAAUCGUCGAUUCUAUCAGCCGCCAUCGUCCUCUUGAUGGAGUGGCCUACUAUCCCCCCGGACACACGGACCGCGAGGGCCAGACCUACGAGUACGAAGAAGGUUACAACAUGAUGAGCGAUUACGGAAAUUUCAUGCGCAUCCCCGGUUUGCGCUUCACAGACGAAGAUUUUAAGAACGACCCAUUUUACAACUCUCCACACCCAAAGCCAUUUGCUUCUAUCCGCCGGGCUUUCCGCCGAAGCCGCGGAGAUUCCGCCUAA
Molecule: messenger RNA, 741 nt
Organism: Aspergillus ochraceoroseus IBT 24754
Lineage: Eukaryota; Fungi; Ascomycota; Eurotiomycetes; Eurotiales; Aspergillaceae
Exons: 2
Coding region: 1-741 (246 amino acids)
Cellular component (GO): cytoplasm
Source: RefSeq, a predicted model, not a curated record